AUGCUUGUUCCUGGAGACCGUGUGGCCGUGGAUGGGUUUUUGGCGACGGUGCGCUUUGUCGGCGAAAUUCCAAACUGGCCCAACGAGACCGCCAUUGGCGUCGAGUGGGACGUUCCCGAGCGCGGCAAGAACGACGGCUCGCUCAACGGCACGCGCUAUUUCUCCACGCGGCACGGAGCAAAGUCGGGCAGUUUUGUGAAGCUGUCGAAGCUGCAGCCGACGCGGUCGUUCAUGGACGCGAUGGCGUACCAGUACGCGAGCGACGAGUCGCUUGCCAGCGAGUCUGUCUCGCUGGUCGACCAUUUCGAUCUCACGAUCGGCACAAAAAAGGUCGAGAGCUACGGGUUCGAGAAGCUGAGCCGGCUGCAGGCAGACUUCCGGAACCUCGAGACGGCUACCCUCGAGCGACUCAACGUGGCGGUUUCGUCCCCGAUCGACUCUUCGCUGCACAACUUGCAGGUGCUCAAUCUCGGCUUUAAUUUACUGGACUGGCACAAUCUGAUGCAAAUAGUGCUCCAGCUCCCGAACCUGCACACUCUGAAGGCAAACGGAAACCGCUGGACGCGAUACGAGAGGUGCGAGCCGUGCUUGUCCGUUCGUACACUGCAUCUUUCCGCCUGCGACCUUGGGAGCUGCGAGUACACCUCCCAGCUGCUUUCCUGCUUUCCCAGACUGCAACAUCUUCACGUCGCCUCAAAUGGCCUAAACCGCAUACAGGUGUGUGGUCUAGAGUCUCUCGAUCUGUCGGAUAAUAGCUUUUCGUUGCUAUCGGACGCACCGCCAGCCAAACGACUCAACCUCUCGUACAACGACCUGCACAUCCCCCCUCUCACCGAUGUCUCCCUCCAGAUGGUUGAGGAACUAGAUCUCUGCAACGCAGCCGUUUCUGAGUGGUCAGAAAUUGACAACCUGGCACAGCUGCCCAAUCUCACCUCUCUCAGAAUAUUGAACACUCCCUUGCUCAACUCUAUCGACUACGACUCGGCCAUAAGCCAGCUGUUUGCAAGAAUUCCGUCCCUCGUAAAACUCGACGGAACAGUGUACACCACCGAACACCGCGACAACUUCGAGCUCUACUUCAUCAGCAAGGUCAGGUCCAAGGAGUGGAGCUGUCCGUCGCCGCGGUGGGCGGCUCUAUGUGCCAAGCAUGGCCUUUCCCCAGAAAAGAGCGCACCCGCUGAACGGUUCCCAACCUCCACGCGCGUCGACGUGGUGUACAAUGAUCUGCGCUUCUCUGCUACGCUGUUCUCCUCCGCAACGGUAGGAAAGCUGCGCGGAAAGAUCUCGCGCAAGUUCGGGCUCAGUGUGCUCGACUUCCAGCUGUACACCCAGCUCGGACAGGACACAGAGCAUCUCGCCAACGACCAGCAGCCGGUGGCCGCGCUGGCGCUCGCCAACCCGGUGCAGGUGAAACUGCAACCGUGGGAACGCGGCUUACGUCAGCAGCCAUACCCGCGAAAAAGUGGAGUAGCAGAUUAA
This is a messenger RNA of Ogataea haglerorum, 1479 nucleotides long. RefSeq lists its product as uncharacterized. The coding region runs from base 1 to 1479 and encodes 492 amino acids. The transcript has a single exon. Lineage: Eukaryota; Fungi; Ascomycota; Pichiomycetes; Pichiales; Pichiaceae. Gene Ontology annotation, cellular component: cytoplasm. The record is from RefSeq and is a predicted model, not a curated record.